AUGCUGCAACAAAUGUGAGCUAUUUACUUCUUAACCGGUCAUCUUCUUAUUGGUCUAUCUUUCCUCUGGUAUUUUAAACACUUCCAUUUUGUGAAUAAUGUGUCGCUGGGUAAAUUUGGCCUGCUUAUCUGCCUGACUUCCUUCAGCAACGUACCUCUUGCACACGAGUUUCGCUUGGAGAACGGAAUAAUCGACUUGGUGCAAGUCACCGUCUCCCUUUCGCAAAAGGUACAUAAGGAGCGUUUGUCGUUCGGGUUGCAUCAAAGUUGCAAUUUCAAUUUCGAGAAUCCAGUGGCCCGGCGUUUGUUUAUAGCAUUUCUACUAACAAUUUAAAGUAGGCAUUGCUUUGCAAUUAUAGAGAAAAAUUGUUUAUAAAUACGCACUGCGGGAAUAUGCGCGCGUACCGUGUGAACUUUGUCCGUCGCCAUUGCUAUUGACGUGCACAUUUUGAUCUCUCUCUCUCCCUCACCAACACAUGAGGACUACAUUUCUCCCUGAUUUUUUCACCCACCACGGAUUAUUCGGAGUGCUUGCCUCCACAGGGCUCUGUGCCAUUUUGGCAGCCCGCUGCGUCAGCUGUUUCGCACUUCCAGCGACGUCUUUUCCCCCACAGACCGACGUGUCCGAGACUGCCAUUCACAACAAUGUGGGUGCCUCAGUGCUUAACAGUGAAACUAGGGAAUCACUAAGCUGUAUGCCAACAUUCCAUAAAUCGGAUACGCGUACCUCUGAGAGCCCACAACGGUCAAAAAGGCAUAAUCUUUCCAUUGCCAAACGGUUGUUGCUGGUGUCUGCAGAGCGUCAGAGCGAUGAGACACAGCCCGUCACCAUCGGUUCCCCUGUAACGGAAACCCGAGUCAUGACGUCACGAGGACACAGUGCCCCUCACGCAGGUGCCAUACCCUUCUGGCAGGACUUUGUAGCCAUUCUAAGGGACAUCAGGCGAGGCAAGCUGGAGAAGGCACUGGAGUACGAGACCUUUCUAGACGCCUGUUGCGUUCGCGAGGUUCUGCGUCCUACGGGAGGGGGGCACUUUAAUUCAAAUUGCUGUUCUCGUCUUGUCUACCUCAUAUCUAUGCUGAAGAUGGUUAAAAAGGCCAUUCCCGCCCACUGA
Messenger RNA from Spirometra erinaceieuropaei, 1114 nucleotides. NCBI's taxonomy places the organism in Eukaryota, Metazoa, Platyhelminthes, Cestoda, Diphyllobothriidea, Diphyllobothriidae. The record is from the annotation of a GenBank genome assembly.